UGUGAGACAGACAACAAAUAGGCAGAGAAGGUUGUUACUGUGUGGUUUUGGAUGAGCGCCGAAAUCGUUUGUAGACUUCGCACAUACACAACAGGAUGUAGCAGCGGCGAAAGAAAUAAGAAAGGAGAAGAAAAGCGCGUGCGAAGAACGGAGGUGCAGAUUGUGAGAGUGGACAGAAGCAGAAGCCGACGGUAGCAGGAUUACCCACGGCAGGUUAUGAUGACAGCACCGCGGCCCGAGCUUCUAACCUGAAGUACCGCUCCAUGCGCUUUUGUUUGACGCAACGCUGGAUUUUUACGCACUGAACGGACUCUGACUGGCACAGUUCAGAUACUUUUGUAACAGAGGGGAGCACUGAAAGAKAGAGGACAGGAUGGCGAGCCAAAACGACUGCUGUGUGAAGGUCUCUUUGAGGAUCCGUCCCCAGAUGGCGAAGGAGAAGAURGAGGGCUGUCACGUGUGUACGCUGGUCACGCCCGGGGAGCCCCAGAUGUUGCUGGGUAAAGACAAGGCCUUCACGUACGACUUUGUGUUCGACAUCGACUCAGUCCAGCAGCAGAUCUAUGCUGCCUGCGUCCACAAACUCAUCGAGGGCUGUUUCGACGGAUACAACGCUACGGUGUUUGCCUACGGACAGACAGGCUCAGGGAAGACCCAUAAUGGGACGGGGUUUGACAUGAACGUGCAGGAGAAGGACCAGGGUAUCAUCCCGCGGGCCAUUCGUCAGCUGUUCCUGGAAUCCAGGAGAGGAAGACACAGGCCCAGCAGCAGGGCACACACCUCCAGAGUUAAAGUCAGUGCACAGUUCCUAGAGCUGUACAAUGAGGAGAUCCUAGAUCUGUUUGACGGAGCCAGAGACCCAGACUGUAAGAGCAGGAAGUCUAAUAUUAAGAUCCACGAGGACGGCAGCGGCUCCAUCUACACCACCGGAGUCACCUCACGACUUGUCAACUCAGAGGAAGAGCUGUUACAGUGUCUGAAGCUGGGAGCGUUGUCUCGUACCACGGCCAGUACCCAGAUGAACGCAUCUAGUUCCAGAUCUCACGCCAUCUUCACCAUCAACCUCUGUCAGAUGAGAGUCUGUCAACAAACUGAGGAGAAUGGGGAGGUGAACGGAGGUGUAAAUGGAGGUGUGAUUGGGGAGGUGAACGGAGGUGUACAUGGAGGUGUGAUUGGGGAGGUGAACGGAGAGGUGAAUGGUGUUGGCGGAGAUGGAGAGUCUAUUACCAAGCCCGAGUAUGAGACUCUGAUGGCCAAGUUUCACUUUGUGGACCUAGCUGGAUCAGAGAGACUCAAACGCACCGGAGCAACGGGAGAACGGGCACGGGAGGGCAUAUCCAUCAACUGUGGACUGCUGGCUUUGGGGAAUGUGAUCAGUGCUCUGGGGGACCAGGCUAAGAAAGGAGGACAUGUUCCCUACAGAGACUCUAAACUAACGCGCCUACUACAGGACUCAUUGGGAGGAAACAGUCGUACGUUGAUGAUCGCGUGUGUGAGUCCGUCGGACCGGGACUUCAUGGAGACCCUGAACACACUGAAGUAUGCCAACAGAGCCAGGAACAUCAAGAACAAGGUGGUGGUGAACCAAGACAAGACCAGCCAGCAGAUGUCUGCCCUGAGAGCUGAGAUUGCCAGGCUACAAAUGGAACUUAUGGAGUAUAAAGCGGGUAAGCGCGUGAUGGGUGAGGACGGCUCGGAGGGCUUCAGUGAUCUGUUCCAGGAGAACUCYAUGUUACAGAGAGAGAACGACACYCUACGCAUGCGAGUCAAAGCCAUGCAGGAGACCAUCGACCACCUCAACACACGGGUCACCACGCUCCUCGCCAACGAGGUCAGCACGCUGCUGGCCAAGUCAGGUGAGGGCAAUGAGGAGAUUGGUGCUCUGAUACAGAACUACAUCAGAGAGAUCGAGGAGCUCAGAUCUAAGCUCCUGGAGAGCGAGUCGAUGAACGAGUGUCUUCGUCGCAGUGUAACCCGUCUCUCCUCCCGCUCCCCGUUCACCACCUCCUCCUCUCAUAGCUCCACCCCAGGGCCACACCCCUUAGGCUCCUCCCCUUCCAUUUCCAUGGAGGCGGAGAUGACGGACGUGAUUCGCCGAGCCAAGACGGACAUCGAGAGGCUGAAGAAGAAGGAGAGGAGACAGAGGAGGAUGAGCCCAGAGAAAGAGAAAGAGUUGAAGAAACGAGUCAAGCUUCAUUCUCAUGAGAACGGACAUAAUGGAGAAAACGGUCAGAUGGACACGGAUGACAACUACACAGAGGAUGUGAUGUCACCUCUGCAGGAGGAGGAGAGCGGGUGUGACGAGGAAGAGGAGGAAGAGGGGAGGGACGAAGAGGAGUUUGACAGUGAUGAGAGUCUGGUGGACUCCGACUCGGACUCUGAUGAGAAAGCUAAUUUCCAGGUGGACCUGGCAGACUUGACGAGUGAGAUUGAGAUCAAGCAGAAGUUGAUAGAUGAGCUGGAGAACAGUCAGAAGAGACUGCUGCAGCUCAAACUACAGUAUGAAGAGAAACUCGUCCUGCUCCAGAACAAGAUCAGAGACACACAGCUUGAGAGAGACAGAGUACUGCACAACCUCUUGUCGAUGGAGAACUACACAGAGGAGAAGGCUAGCAGGAUCAAAUCCGAGUACGAGAAGAGGCUGAAGGAGAUGAACAGAGACCUGCUGAAACUACAGGCAGCACAGAAGGAACACACGAGGCUACUGAAGAACCAAGGACGCUAUGAACAGGAACUGAAGAAACUACAGCAGGAGGUCAACGAGAUGAAGAGAGCCAAGGUGGCACUGAUGAAGCAGAUGAAGGAGGAGCAGCUAAGGAGGAGGAUGAUGGAAGCCACGAGGAACAGAGAGAUCGCUCAGCUCAAGAAGGAGCAGCGACGACAGGAAUACCAGAUUUGUUCGUUGGAGAGUCAGAAGCGUCAGCAGGAGCUGGUAUUGAGGAGAAAGAGCCAGGAGGUGACAGCCUUACGACGGUUGGCUAAACCCAUGUCUGGACGUAUGGCUAGACGACUCCAGCCCCUUGACUCCGGAGCAGAACUGUCUGCCAGCACCACCUCCUCUGAACCAGAGUCCAACCGGACCACCUCAACCAAAGUGUCUAACAUAGUGAGACAGUGGAACACCAAGAUGAAUGGCUACCUGGGAGAGAGCGAGGGGAUUACCACCAACGGGACACAGGUUGUUGGCAGUAGGACGCGUGUCCAGCAGCGCAAGGGUGUUCUAGUGGGCAGCAGUAGUUUCUCCAAGGCGGCCCGUCAGAAGUGGCAGACUCUAGAGAGGAGGAUCCUGGACAUCGUCAUGCAGAGGAUGACCAUCACCAACGUAGAGGCCGACAUGGACCGACUCAUCAAGAAGCGAGAGGAGCUGUCUGUGCAGCAGGAGGCGCUGUUGCGUAAAAGGCAGGUGCUUAUGGCUGAGGGGGAGGGGCCUGACGGGGAGGACCGCCUAGUCCAGGAAAUGAACGAGGACAUUGAGGUUCUGAAUGCAAACAUCGACUACAUCAACGACAGCCUGUCAGACUGCCAGGCGACCAUCGUUCAGAUAGAGGAGACCAAGGAUGAGCUGGACUCGGUGGACACCUCAGUGGUCAUCAGCUCCUGCUCUCUGGCUGAGGCCCGACACCUCCUGGACCACUUCCUCAAGGCCUCCAUUGACAAGGGUUUACAGGUGGCUCAAAAGGAGUCUCAGAUCCGACUGUUGGAGGGCCAGCUGAGACAGACAGAUAUGAUUGGCUCUGCCCACAACCACAUCAUCCUGGAUGCGCUAAGAGAGAAAGCUGAGUUUAUCCCUGAGCUGCAGGCACUCAUCCACAACGUACAGCAGGAGAAUGGUUAUGUCAGCACCGACGAGGAGCCUUCAGAGUUUAGCCAGGCCUCUGACGGCAGUGUGUCUCAGAUGAAGUCGUCAGCUAGCCAGGAUGACUUCAAGCUAAAGGUUCAGACUGAGCCCCGUCUGUCAGCCCAGAUGAAAGCGGUAUCGGCAGAGUACCUGGGUCCCGCGUUAGACCCGUCCACUAAGAACAUCACCAAGUCCCUGGCCUCCCUAACAGACAUCCAGGAGAACGGUGGCUCAGGUGGCCUGAGCCUCACUCUCCCCAUCUUUAGAGACAGGGUGUCCAGGACCACCAGCCUGCCUGUCCGGGGACACACCUUUCCUCGGCAGUCUCGGGGGGGUGACACCUCCCCUCUAACAAGGAGGAAGUCUUAUGACCGAGGCCAGUCUUACAGAAAUGCUGAUGGGCAAACUCCCCCAUCCUCCCCCCCUCUCAGAACCAGAAACGACCGCAAUGUCUUUUCAAGGCUCACCAGCAACCAGAGCCAAGGCUCCGCACUGGACAAGUCGGAUGACAGCGACUCCUCUCUCUCGGAGGUGCUCAGGGGUGCGAUCACUCUCACGGGGGGAGUGAAGGGGGGACGGACAGCGCCCCUCCAGUGUUCUGCCAUAGCAGAGGGGCACUCUAAACCUGUCCUCUGUGUGGAUGCUACCGAUGAACUGCUCUUCACUGGAUCCAAAGACCGGACGUGUAAGAUGUGGAACCUGGUGACGGGACAGGAAAUCGUCACGCUGAAAGGGCACCCCAAUAACGUGGUCUCAGUCAAAUACUGCUCUUCCUCCUGCCUAGUGUUCUCUGUCUCCACCUCCUACAUCAAGGUCUGGGACAUACGAGACUCUGCCAAGUGUGUCCGCACCCUCACGUCUUCAGGCCAGGUGGUAUCGGGGGAUGCAUGUGUGGGCACCACCACCCGUACCAUCACGGUGGCACAGGGUGAAUACCAGAUCAACCAGAUAGCUCUCAACCCCUCUGGCUCUGUCCUCUAUGCUGCUGCUGGCAACACCGUACGCACCUGGGACCUCAACAGGAUGACGGCAUUAGGGAAGCUGACAGGUCACAUAGGCUCAGUGAUGUGUCUCACUGUAGGUCAGUCUCUACUGGGCAAAGACCAGGUCAUCACUGGCUCCAAGGACCACUAUGUCAAGGUGUUUGAUGUGGCAGAGGGCAUGCUGGGUAAUUUAGGCCCCGCCCACAACUUUGAGCCUCCGCACUAUGACGGCAUUGAGUGUCUGGCCAUCCAGGGAGACGUUCUGUUCAGCGCAUCACGAGACAACGGCAUCAAGAAGUGGGACCUGGAGAACCAAGAACUCACACAGCAAAUCCCCAACGCCCAUAAGGACUGGGUGUGUGCGCUGGCAUAUGUUCCAGGGCGCCCCAUGCUGCUGAGUGCCUGUCGGGGAGGCAUGCUGAAGGUGUGGAACGUUGACAACUUCACCCCCAUAGGAGAGGUCAAGGGUCAUGAGAGCCCCAUCAAUGCCAUCUGCACCAACUCGCGGCACAUCUUCACRGCUUCCAGUGAUAUGACGGUGAAGAUCUGGUCAGCAAAGGUGGGGAAGAAGAGGUGACGUUCGGUCGGAGCGUCAUUGUGACAUCAUUAUCGGCGGCCAUCUUUAUCGAGGGCCUUUGACCUCUGACCCUCUCACUUCAACCACCUCAACCAAUCAGGUGUGACGCGGCAGGACGUCAUGGCUACCAACCAUAACCGGGACGACCAAAGUGUGGAUGGCGCGUCGUCGCAAAGUUCAGUCUCCUCCGGAAAGAUCCUUAAUGAGGAGUGUCUUGAACUGAAAGGCAAAACGGGAAGCUUGAGAGUUUUUACCUUUUUCUUGUUUUUACUGCCAAUCCAACUGUAAGUGCAAUUGAGGUGUGAUGGGAUUUUGUCAAGAUAAAAACCUUUAUUGUGCCAGAUGAUGGCUGUGUGAGGACAGCAAGCAGAAUGUCCAUGGGAUGUUCACAGACACAGCUACUGACUGAUUCACCUACUCUCCUAUUUAUUACUCAUUCAAUGAAAACAAGGUCUCCCAGAAGUGAACUAACCCCCGGAGAACACCAUUUCUGAGCCAACUAAAGACGAUGUUUCUAUCUUCAGGGCUGUCUGUGUUUGACUGUCUACUGGCUGAGAUGAACCAACUGGAAUUCAUUUAUAGCAAAGGGGGCUGAGAGAGUGAGUUGUUCAGUAUACAUACAGUAUGUAUGUUGAAACCACUGGACAGUUUGUUGAGAGUUCAUUUCAGCCCUUUGUGAUUCCCUGUCUCCUCGUCUCUAUGGAUGGGUUUUCUGUGGCCUCUACCUUGGCUGCAGGCUGCUGAGUCUGCACUGAGAGAGCCUAGCAAUAAUAACAUCACUACUAACACCAGUCCUGGAGGAACAUACACACACACACACACACACACUGCUGUCUUAUCAGGGUGGGAGUGCAGGAAUAAUAGCAUUAUUCACACUCACACAGACACACCAACCCCACCAGACAGCGGUAGCUCCACAGGUGCCAAAGUUCCAGAUCAUUAUCUCUCCUGUCUUUAUGCAGCCCGAGACUGWCUGCGUCCCAAAUGGCACCCUACUUCCUAUGAAGUGCACUACUUUUGACCAGGGAUUAGCGUGCCAGUUGGGACUCGCCCCCUCUCUCUCUCACUGAGGCGCUCAACACUUCAAUAAGCACCCUGAGAAUCACCAUCUCAACCUCUCCUCUCCUCUUACCCUGUGAGUCUGGUAUGCUGUGCCAGUCCAUUCUGAGCUUAUUAGCUGUUGUAACUUCUGCAAAACUGGAUUUGAAUCACAGGAGGURGGUGGCACUGUGAUUGUGGGCGACUGGCUUAUGGUAAUGCCUGGAGCGGAAUAAGUGGACUGGUAUCAAAUACAUCAAACACAUGGUUUGAUGCCAUUCCAUUCGUACCGAUCCAGCCAUUAUGAGGAGCCGCUCUCUCCUCAGCGGCCUCCACUGGUUCUGAAUACUAUUUGAAAUCUUUCAAAUAUUCAUCAGCAUUUGUUCUAGCCCGCCUGGAUUUGCCAGACGUGGCCCAUGAUGCCAGGCAAGCUCAAUCAAACACAGAUAGAGUAUUUGGAAUUUCAAAUAGUGUUUGAGGCCAGGUCUGAACUGAUGAUAACUGUAACUGCAGACACCAAUAUAGCUCUAGUUCUGCGCCACAGAGACAGUGGUGGGAGGGAUGGUAAUGCUAGCCAGGCUAAUUGGCUGCUGUGUUAGCAGGUGGUGAUGAGUUAUGCUGCAUGGUGGGCAAAAGUCUGAUUUAAGUAGGUCAGGACAGGAGAAGAGCGCUGUGUCCCUAUUGGCACCCUAUUCCCUACAUGGUGCACUACAUUUGACCAGAGUCCUAUGGGCCCUCGUCAAAAAGCAGUGCACUAUAUAGGGAAUAGGGUGCCAUUUGGGACGCAUUAUUUACCAGAUCUUUAUURCUUCCGUUCAGUAGUUUUAAAGAAGGAACCCUUCCCUGCUGUGUGUGUGCCAUUGGGGUAGUGUGGGGGCGACGCCUGGCUUCACACACACACACACAUGCUUUUAGGUUAUCCAUCUUGCCUGGCAGUGCUUGGCAUCCUUCAGCUCUGAGAUUUGCUGUCUGCUAAGUUAAACAUAUUUGUCUUCUAGCCCUCCCACGCACGCGCACACACACACACACACAUACGCACACACACACACUCACUCAUGUGGCUAACCACUAUCUCCAGGCACCGGUGAUCAGAGAAUCUUCCCUCCUAAGCCUUUUAGAAGGGGACAUUCAAAUCAAUUCCCGCUGACGAUGUCACAACAUAGAACAUUCCAGAAGAAAUUGUGAAAUUCUCACACUCCUCCCUGAUGUUCGGAAAUGUCUUUUAGAUGCCUAGUGAGCGACUGAGCCAUGUGUAACUCACAGCAUUUCUUCUCCUGUGAAUAUAUCUCGUUGUUAUUGAGUGCACUUUAUCUGGUAAACGUGUGUACUGUGCUGUGAUCAAAUGGAUUACGUUAGAGGAAGGGAUCGGUGGUCCAAUAUAGCGAAAGAAAAGUAUCCCAAAUGAAAUCUACUGCAAUGAGAAUCUCAAAUACUGUCUGUGUAGAGCUGUCUUUGAAGACUGAAUCGAUGGUGUCUCUCUUACAAGACAUGUUGAUGCUGCUAACAUGAUGUAAAUAGUUUGAUAAAGAGAAACGUAAGACAUGAGAUGACGCAAUCAUGUUAUUCUGAGCCGAGGUUUGAGUUGAAGGUAGAGGGAGUUUAUACUAGACACAGAUCCAGUUUUAUAGUCUCUGUAUGUAGCCCAUAARGCCUUGUUUUUAAAGCCAUUUAAAUGUGUUUAAGGUACAAUCGAUGUUCCUUUGUCAUAGAGGAAUAUCUAUGUAAUCUCUCUCGACUUUUACGACUUCUUUAAUAACGUCAAACUAUCAUGCAUUUUUUGUUGUUGUCGACUCCCUUUUAAUAUUGUAUUUUCCAAAUCCUCUAUCGUGGCCCUUGGAGGACCAGGCUUAGCAUGAAGGAUGUUGAACACCCACAGCUGUGCCAAUCACCUAUAGCUAGCUAACUAUGUGGCGCUCUACUCUGCUGACUGUUCCGGGAUCAGCCUUUCUACUCCUUCGCUCAGUGUGUUUCGCAGUAGCUGUUCGAGGAAGCUCUGUAGUACUUAAAGGGGCUUUUAAAGGUGCCCUUGCUUGUGCAUUUGCUGUAGAACAAAGCUGCGUGAUCCUAGCGGUAGUGAUGGUAGGAGAGGAGGACGCCUCAGAACCAUGAGCAGAAUUAAUAUGCCAACCGAAUGUUCAGUCACACUUUAUUUGGAUAGUGCGGGUAGUCCAUCUGUGGUCAUACCAUCAACAAAUAAUCUUUUGACCGGCAACUGCUUGCUAYGGUUAAGUUUAGAAWAAGGGUAAGGGUUCAUUUUGGGUUAGGUUAAGGGUUAGGGCUACUAGAUAGUUGGUUGAAAUGUUACUGAUCAUCUACAAGAUGGCCUAUCCGAAAUAAAGUGUUACCGAACGUUCUAAUUGAUGACAUCACAAAGGUGCUGUUUUAAUUCCGGAACAGGACGCCGAUGAGAACAAUCAAAAUUCUCACCUCCUAGUCUCAAAGGGUUAACCACACAGCCAAAUUAGAAGCCCUCUCCUCUCCAGUUGGAAGUGCUGCUACUGACCGAGCAUGUCUGACAGCCAUGUCCACUCGCUAUAGAUUCCUAGGCUUCUUCUCUCGUCUCCGUCGGUACCUCUCUGAUGGCUGAAUCACCUGUAUACAGGUGUAUAAUACUGUCUAUCGGAGGGGAGAUUUGGGCACAGUUAUUGACUUCCUGGUUAUCCGACGCCCCGACAAAAAGACGACUGACUUUCCUACCCAGUGUGCAGAUAUGACCGUCUGUAUGUCUACCCGAGCUUAACCUUUCACCUAAUUAGAAAAUGAACCACUCGGCCUAUCAGCACCACGUAGGCUCCAUGUCUCUGCCGCUUGCCUCUGCUUUCAGGCCCACUGCACAUAGAAAUAGAAUUGGUACAGAGAUCCUUGACGUGUCCUCUACGUGCUCUGUAGAAAAGCUGUAACCGGUCUCAGGCUUGCUCCAGCGGCGUUCAAAAGGCGUCAACGUUACAGAGCAUUCAGAUUCAGAUCCACGUGUAUUUAGCGUCUGCUAAAAUGACUUAAAUGUAGAACGGAUAUGAAUGUCUGUCUGGUAUGGGAUUGGUUUUGUCAGCUCUAUUUGUUCGAUUUCUAUCUGCGACGUACUGAACCUUUCACCUCACUUGAUAUCUACUACCCAGGCUGCUGCGCUGUGCGCUCAGAGCGUUUAUGGCCUAAUCAAACGCUGACAGAGCUGGGCCUCGUUUCCCAGUUGCGACGUAACUUAAGCAUUACGAUGAUGGUACCAGAUGCAUCGUUAUUUACAAACCAACUUUUUAAAGAUGUGUUUCCCAAACGAGCAAGUAGAGAGUAUGUUGUUAGACCACGUGUCGAUACUGAUAGGAUCGAAAGAAAAGCAGCACUGCUCUCGGGUCAGCUUUCUCCGUUCAAAUCUUACCUCGACGUGAUAAUUAUUCCACUAUACUGAUGAAGGAUUCAGCUCCUCGACAGAUAUGACCAAUUAUGUCUGCAAAUAGGCUAUAGACACAGCAAAAUCCCCCCAAAAUAAUGCACAAAAUUACAGAUUAAAUAAUUACAGACAGUAUCCUAGUCGCAAAAUAGAACUCAAUUGACGGAACAUGAAAUGUAUAUCAAUAUGAUUUUAAUAGUAUAUGUAGACCUAUGUAUGGUUUAUUGUAGUUUCUCGGUUUUAAGUUGAAGCAUCACUUUAUCCUCAACUUGUUAGUAACCAUUGCAAAUACUUCGGCCACUUUUGUAUUUGCAGUCAAAUUCAUUCCGAAGUCAUCUGCAGUCACAGUCUGUGACAGAUUGCCUAAACAUCUUGAUUCAAUAUUUUUUUAGCAGAAAUGGUCUGUGAAUAAAGUGACGCGGAAGGGCAAUAAAGAGUCUGGCGAUGCACUUUGGAAGCUCUACGAGUGGCCUGGAUCACUCGUACUGCAGAUGUGCAAAGAUUUUUAGGAGUCACGUUGCUAACGAAGGCUCUGGGAAACACCUUCGUCUACUAAAGAUCCAUUGUAAGAAAGUUCUAAUACGUUCUGAUAUCUCGGCCUAAUCAAACACUGACCGAGCUGAUAUGUGUCAUAUUUUGAGUGGCUGCUCAGAAGUGCACACCAGAGAGGUCACACAGAGUGAUGGCGUCUAUUGUCAGCUCGGUUUCUCUCUAUUUCUGUUUCACAGGCAAAGUGGGCGGUAACAUGUCUCUGGUGGUAUCUGUGAACCAGGGUCAAAUGUCAUACCAGGUGCCUUUUUUAUUUCACAGGCUCCUCCCCCUACGGACUACUGUAAGUGUUUGUACAGAUAAUGUUGUGUUUCUUUUUUCUUACAAUGUGCAUGUGACCAAAUACCAUGUAAAACACCUUGACAUUUAAAAACUGUAAGUAGGUGUAUUAUUUCAUGAUGGAUCAAUAAAUCGUUCCUUCAACGAAAUAAAAAAAAAAACGUCAAAGAAUUAAAAUCAGUGGUCUCAAAAGUACUCGAA
Molecule: messenger RNA, 10850 nt
Organism: Salvelinus sp. IW2-2015
Lineage: Eukaryota; Metazoa; Chordata; Actinopteri; Salmoniformes; Salmonidae
Gene: kif21b
Product: kinesin family member 21B
Biological process (GO): spindle elongation; microtubule-based movement; mitotic spindle organization
Cellular component (GO): microtubule associated complex
Molecular function (GO): microtubule binding; microtubule motor activity; ATP binding
Source: RefSeq, a predicted model, not a curated record